AUGAAGAACAAGAAGUGUGCAACAUGCUCCUUACCCACUCUUUCCCGCAACAGAGCUAUGGAGCGGGUUCUUGAACUACUUAGAGUUCCAUGUCCGAAUGCUGGUUGCUCCAAGAUUGUCUCUUGUUCUGAAACUUUGGCCCAUGUAAAUCAUUGUCCUUUCACCCAACGUACUUGCCCCUUUAGCAGCUGUGACUUUACUUGCUCCUUCAAGGAUUUAUAUAAACACAGCGCUGCUAAACACAGCAUUGCGGCACCACGCGCUGCUAAAUUUGGCCUUUCCUUUUCCUUGAGCAUGUUUAAAUGUGGAACGCUCGUGUGUACGCAUCUCUCAACGUAUAAGAGGAUCAUUCUCAAGGAACAGACUACAGAAGGAGAAGGAGAAAUUGUGGUUGUGGAGUGGUUCGACAUGCCAGACGGUCGGAUAUUCUAUGCCUACUGUAUUGGACCAGGAGCAGACAAGUUCUCCUACCAACUGAAGCUAUCUUUAGCUUCCGGUGAUCACUUGUCGUUUAACUCAAACCUCCAAAGAGUCCGUGAAGUGAGCAAUGAACCACCAUGUUCACGCUAUAUGUUGGUUCCUUCAUGUAUGUUGCCUUACCGCAAGUGUGGUAUAUGCAUUAAGCGGGAGACUCAUUAG
Brassica oleracea var. oleracea is the source of this 639-nucleotide messenger RNA. RefSeq names its product putative E3 ubiquitin-protein ligase SINA-like 9. NCBI's taxonomy places the organism in Eukaryota, Viridiplantae, Streptophyta, Magnoliopsida, Brassicales, Brassicaceae. Bases 1 to 639 code for a protein of 212 amino acids. The transcript has 2 exons. The record is from RefSeq and is a predicted model, not a curated record. Gene Ontology annotation, molecular function: zinc ion binding.